AUUUAAUUUAAUGUCGUAGGCCACAGUUCUCUCUGUAGCAGAAAGAAACGCAACAAUGUCCAUGAUUUGUCAGUCCUUGUUUAAAGAACUUCAACCUGGAAUUAAGCUUUUAGCACAUAUCAAGACUAUACCAAGCUCUCUCAGAUCUAGCACAAGAUGUUUUACACAUUCUACCAGCCCAUUACGAAGUGCUGUUGCUUCAGGACAUCAACUCCCUGCAGACUUACUUUCUCCAGAGGAACAGAUGAUGAAAGAUUCAGUUGCCCAGUUAGCUAUCCAGAAAAUUCAAAAACAUGUUUCGGAAAUGGAUGAAAAUAGCAAAAUGAAACCAGAGAUUAUUCAAGCAUUGUUCGAAAAUGGGUUAAUGGGAAUGGAAAUUCCUGCAGAGUAUGGAGGCACGAAUUCAACUUUCUUCGCUGCAACCAUAGUCAUUGAAGAGCUCGCCAAAGUAGAUCCUUCUGUCAGCGUGCUAUGUGAUGUCCAAAACACUUUAGUCAAUAUGCUUUUUGUUAAACUUGGUACAGAGGAGCAAAAGAAAAAAUACCUUCCCCGACUGGCCAAGGAUACGCUGGGCAGUUUUUGUUUAUCAGAAGCUGAAUCAGGGUCUGAUGCCUUUGCACUCAAGACAACAGCAGUAAAAGAUGGGGACAAUUUUAUCCUAAAUGGGACAAAAGUGUGGAUAACCAACGCAGAACAGGCUGGAGUGUUUCUUGUCAUGGCUAAUGCAGAUCCAAAAAAUGGCUACAAAGGCAUAACUUGCUUCAUUGUUGAUAGAGACACUGAAGGUCUACAUGUGGGGAAGAAAGAGAACAAACUUGGCCUACGCGCAUCUAGCACCUGUUCAGUGAUACUUGAUAAUGUCAAGGUCCCUUCAAGCAAUAUACUUGGUGAAUUUGGCAAAGGCUACAAAUAUGCCAUAACAAUGUUAAAUAGUGGUAGAAUAGGCAUAGCAGCUCAGAUGUUGGGGUUGGCACAAGGAUGUUUUCACCAUGCUGUCAAUUAUACAAUGGAGAGAAAACAGUUUGGAAAACGCAUUUAUGAUUUUCAAGGCAUUCAACACCAAGUUGCUCAGGUUGCAACCCAAAUAGAGAUUGGUAAGGUCAUGAUGUGCAAUGCUGCCAGACGACAUCAAAUGGGUUUGUCAGUUGUUAAAGAAGCAGCCAUGGCUAAAUAUUUUGCCUCAGAAGUAGCCACAUUGACUACAUCUAAAAGUAUAGAAUGGAUGGGAGGAGUUGGCUUUACAAAAGAUUAUCCAGUUGAGAAAUACUAUAGAGACUGUAAAAUUGGCACAAUCUAUGAAGGAACCAGCAAUAUUCAACUGAACACAAUAGCCAAAUGUUUGGAGCAAGAGAAGCUAUCUGGGCUUUGAAUACUAUAUACAAAUAUUCUAAGUCAGCUAUUGCCCCAAAAGGAGUAAUUCAAUUUAAAUCUACUCUCAACAAUUGUUAUGUAACAAACUAUUGAAUAAUAUAGUAUUAGCAUUAGUGAUAAUUAUUCACUAUUAACUGUAUGAAAAAAAAUUGAUCGAUUUAGUGAUACUGCAACAAAAUUCAUGACUAAAUGCUGUGUUAUAAUUAUUGUAACAAUAUUUGAUUGCUUAUUAAUUUAGUUGUAACUGUAUGAAGAUUCAAUUAUUGAUGAAUUAAACUGUUAUGUACAGAAGAAAAUGAUUGAAUAAACUUAAAUAUGCUGAGUCA
Messenger RNA from Physella acuta, 1697 nucleotides. RefSeq names its product short/branched chain specific acyl-CoA dehydrogenase, mitochondrial. NCBI's taxonomy places the organism in Eukaryota, Metazoa, Mollusca, Gastropoda, Physidae. Gene Ontology annotation, cellular component: mitochondrion. Gene Ontology annotation, molecular function: flavin adenine dinucleotide binding; acyl-CoA dehydrogenase activity. The record is from RefSeq and is a predicted model, not a curated record.